GAAUUUCCAGCACAUGUGGUUCUAAUGUCUAAUUAUAUAUUAAAUUAAUGUCUAAUUAUAUAUUAAAUUAAUGUCUUAUUAUAUUUAUCUUAAAAUGUCAUUUUUACCUAACUUACCAAACGUUACGGUCUACAUUUAGACUACUCGAUUACUGCAGAUUCAGAUCAAUCAGCCAAUCAAUAAAUCAUGACGUGUUGUAGAAGUUUAAGAUCGUCUUGAUUCUGGGGGUGAACUAAUUAAAAUAACUGAUUAAAUGAUUAAAGCAUCAAUAAUCACGAUAAUAUAAUAUAAUAUACUUUAUUCUGUGAUGUUUAAAGUAUUUCUUAUUGUCAUUUUACUUGAGUAAAAGAUCUGAGUUCUGGUUCCAGUUCUGCUCUGUGGUGCUGAUUCUAUUGGAUCUAAUUAAUUCAUGUUGAUGCACAAAUGUUGUCGAUGGCAACAAAAACUAAAUCUUAACUUAAUCACUCCGUCUGCUCCCGACAGUCAAGCUGAUUACAUAUUUAAUAUGGACGCUCAAUAAAUUCUUUAUUUUUAUGAUUUAUCUGCAGGAUAUCAGAACAUAAUUAACAAAACAUUGAGAUGUUUUUAACUUUUAAAGCUACUUUUGGAAACGUAAGCUAGAAGAUUUAUUUCUGUUAACUCGUUGGUGGAAGAAUUAUUGAGAAGAAAUUAAAUGUUUCUGGGUCGUUAAUCAGUCGACUCGUCUUCAUCCGUUUUUCUUACUGUGCAAAUAUUGAUUGAUUGAUAAGUGACCACAAGGCGGCGCCGUUGUUAGCAUGUUGUAUAAUGUUAUAUAUGAACACUGUUGUACUUUAAAUGAGAUAAAAUCACUGAAAGACGUUCGCUUGAAGAAAAGCAGCAUCACAAACCUCCGUAAGAAGAUGGAUGUUUUUACGUUGACGUACGUUUUGAUGCUUUCAGGCUCAUUUGUGUUUCAUUACGUACAAAAACAGACGUGUGUGUCAAACUAUAUCACAGAAAACCUUCCAUUUCUGUCCAGAAUCAGUUUAAUUGCAGCUCCAUAAUAAAAUAAACACUCUCAGUUCUCGUCAUUUCUGUGGUUAAGAGACGUCUGAGUGAAAGCUGAUGACAGUAACACCUGUCAGUAACACUCACACUUAUUCUGGAACAGGUGUUGUUGAUUUUUAAUUUUAUAAGCCUGCCAGAAACAAAAACCUGAACUCCCCACACGUCCGGACUCCGACAGAGCGUCUCCGUGGGUCCUUCUAACUUCCUGUCGACCGGACAUACAAACACCUCCUCCGACCCGUCUCACACUCUGAAGCCAGCAUGCCCAUCAUCAGUAACGCCAACCAUGACUUCAGCACGUACUCCAUCAGCAGUGACGACAGCAGCCUCGACCGCUUCUUCACUGAGAUCCCGGAGACCGAGACCAUCAAGGGUGUUUACUUCCAGAGAGCCCAGCUGCUGCGUGACCCCAAGGCCUCGUACGUGGUCGACCACACCCUGCAGGUGCUCAUCAACGUCGGGGGCAACCGGUACACCUUCCCCUGGAGCACCUUGGAGCAGUUUCCCCAGAGUCGUCUGGGACGUCUGCGCUUCUGCACGACCCCCGAGGAGAUCGCACAUCUCUGCGACGACUACGACGAGACGUGCCAGGAGUACUUCUUCGACCGAAACCCGACAGCCUUCAGGGUCAUCCUCAACUUCCUGGCUGCGGGCAAACUGCGUCUGCUUCGGGAGCUGUGCGCCGUGUCGCUGCACGAUGAGCUCGACUACUGGGGCGUGGACCCGGGCCACAUGGAGCGCUGCUGCCGGCGCCGCAUGAUCACGCGCGUGGAGGAAGUGGCCGAGCGAGAACGCAAACAAGAGGAGUGGAGGCAGAAGAGGAUGCUGCUGACGAAGCCCAACACGCAGACUGAGAAGGGCUAUCGACGGCUGACCUGGAUGCUGCGGGAGGUGGUGGAAAACCCUCAGUCGGGGCUGGCGGGGAAGAUGUUCGCCUGCCUCUCUGUCGUCAUGGUGCUGGUGACCGUCAUCAGCCUCUGCAUCAGCACCAUGCCAGACCUGCGAGAUGAAGAGAACAGGGGCGAGUGCUCCCAGAAGUGUCAGAACAUGUUCGUGGUGGAGUCCAUCUGCGUGGCCUGGUUCACGCUGGAGUUUGUGCUGCGAUUCUUCAACGCUCAGAGCAAGUUGGCCUUCGCUCGCGGCCCCCUCAACAUCAUCGACGCCAUCGCCAUCCUGCCGUACUACGUGUCCCUGGUGGUCGAUGUCAGGGAUGAGUCACAGGAGGACGUCAUCAUGGGAGCCGGCAGAGGUUAUCUGGACAAACUGAGCCUGAUCCUGCGGCUGCUGCGGGCCCUGCGGAUCCUGUACGUGAUGCGGCUGGCUCGCCACUCUCUGGGCCUGCAGACGCUGGGACUGACCAUGCAGCGCAGCAUGAGGGAGUUCGGCCUGCUGCUGCUGUUCGUCUGCGUGGCCGUGGCGCUCUUCUCACCUCUGGUUCACCUAGCGGAGAGCGAACUGGCGCCGUUUGCCGCCACGUACCCUCAGCACAGCUUCAGCAGCAUCCCCGCCUCCUACUGGUGGGCCAUCAUCUCCAUGACCACGGUGGGCUACGGCGACAUGGUGCCUCGCAGCAUCCCCGGACAGAUAGUCGCGCUGACCAGCAUCCUGAGCGGCAUCCUCAUCAUGGCGUUCCCCGCCACGUCCAUCUUCCACACCUUCUCCCGAUCGUAUCAGGAGCUGAAGCUGGAGUACGAGCAGCUCUGGAAGGAGGAGCGAGGGAAGGAAAUGGCGGCAGAGUCGGAGGGAAGCCGGUCCAAAGUCGAUUUGUCACCAGACGAGCUCUCGUCUGCGUCGAAGGAAGAUAAUGACGGACCGGUGUCGUGCCGGAGUCAUCAAUCCACACUUCCCUCCACAGCUUUCUAAUGGAGCACAAGAGAGCAAUCAAACACUCUGACUCAGUAAUUAUACGUUAAAAAUGGUGACACUUGACAACACACUCUAUCCUAUAUCUGUCCUUCAGACUGUUACGUAACGGAGACUAUUACACCUUCAGUGUUUAUCUCCUGACAGGUUAUAUUAAGCUUCGUCCUACCUGCAAACACAUCACACGCAGCACUAUGAGACACCAAUGUAACUAUAACUUCAUUUAUCGGCGCUAUUUGUGUAAAAAGAAAUAUAAAUUAUAAUCUCACUGCAACUCUUGUGCACAACAAGUAUAAAAACAUCUUUUUAUUUUAAACUGGAGACACUAAACAGACUCGCGUUACAUUAACGUCAGCUGUCAGCCAAUAUUUGGAGUUUCGUGUCAUUUGUGUGUUAGACAGAAAGAGGCGGCGUGUUAGCUUAGCUUACUAACGUUAGCAUUGAUUACCAUUAUACGUAAGUGUUUGUGAGACAGAACAGAUUCUGGCCCGCGUUAUCCGUCUCUGUUUAAUGGGUCCAGUUGUAAUGACAACACAAACCGUCUCCUGUAAUAUCAGCAAUCAGCAGAGACGGACCGAACACGGAUGUUGUGGAAUUUAAGUUUUAGGCUGUUAUAUUAAGUAAUAAAUGCUUUCUGUACCUGCAACACAUAUGAUACGAUUUAAAUAAUAAUAUUGACACUGUUAGUAGUCAGUCAUUGGUGAUAUCGCUCCCUGAGGAACAACGUCAGGGCCAGUUUCACUACAGAAUAACAAAGGUAAUUAAAAUGUUUUUUCUGGUUACAUUUCACAUUUUUGUAAUUUAUAAAGAAGCUUAUGGUCUGUAGUUUUAUCAAGAUGAGGGUAAGAAAGGCCAAGAUGUAGUGGAGACAGUUAAUAAUGUAAACUUCCAAUUAUCAAGAUGAUUUUUAUCGUGCAUCCUGUAUGAAAAACAAUUUGAUGCAGUUUGAUGAUUGAACUGAGAUUAAUCAUCAUAUGACAUCAACAACUAAAGCACAGACAAGAUGCUCGACUCAUUAAUCCUGUUCGUAAUGUCAUUAUUUUGCUAAUUCUUUGUCCUGUAGUUCCUGUUUUUCCAUCUCGUUAACGUCACAAACUGACUAAAUCUUCACUGUGAUAGUUUAAACAGCACGACAUGUUUCUGCAAGUGUAACAGGUAAGAAAUGAAAUGAGAAACUUCCAGUGUGCAGCAGAAAUAAUAAUAAAUAUGAUAAACAUAACUUGUGUCGCAAGAUUCAUACGAGACACUCAGGAAAUGACGAGUGUUUCAUCAUCAUCCUGAUGUGUUUCAGCUCCUCUGUUUGUGUGACUUCCAUUCAUUUUUAAAAUAAAGUCAGUACCAAGUAAAAACCA
Molecule: messenger RNA, 4244 nt
Organism: Acanthopagrus latus (yellowfin seabream)
Lineage: Eukaryota; Metazoa; Chordata; Actinopteri; Spariformes; Sparidae
Product: potassium voltage-gated channel subfamily G member 4-like
Exons: 3
Coding region: 1291-2892 (533 amino acids)
Biological process (GO): protein homooligomerization; potassium ion transmembrane transport
Cellular component (GO): membrane; voltage-gated potassium channel complex
Molecular function (GO): delayed rectifier potassium channel activity; protein binding
Source: RefSeq, a predicted model, not a curated record